Molecule: messenger RNA, 2955 nt
Organism: Fundulus heteroclitus (mummichog)
Lineage: Eukaryota; Metazoa; Chordata; Actinopteri; Cyprinodontiformes; Fundulidae
Gene: dnajc5gb
Product: DnaJ (Hsp40) homolog, subfamily C, member 5 gamma b
Exons: 6
Coding region: 189-809 (206 amino acids)
Source: RefSeq, a predicted model, not a curated record
CCCAGAAUCCCUUUCUGUCUCAAAUCUUCCGGGGGACGUCCGGGGAGCGAGGUUCAGUCGGAAAGUUGCGAACAAGAAAGUUUCUCCCACCUGAAGGAAAGAUUUGGUCUGGGGUUUCUGUCGGACUCUAUGUUUCGAGGCAAAUCUGCGCCAUCAGUCACUGCGCCGCCGUCAGCGUUCCUUAAGCCAUGGAGGACCCAAACAUACCGCAGAGAAAAAUGUCCAGGGCCGGAGAAAGCUUGUACGCGGUCCUGGGCUUGGAGAAAGGAGCCUCCCCCGACGAGAUAAAACGGGCCUACAGGAAACUGGCAUUAAGGCAUCACCCUGAUAAGAACCCAGAUAACCCAGAAGCUGCUGAGAAGUUCAAGGAGAUCAACAACGCCAACGCCAUCCUCAGCGACGAGAACAAGCGUAAGGUCUACGACGAGUACGGCUCCAUGGGUCUGUCCCUGGCCGAGCAGUUCGGGGAGGACGGCGUCAAAUACUACUUCCUCAUGUCAAAGUGCUGGUUCAAGGCCCUGUUUUGCUGCUGCACCAUCUUCACCUGCUGCUGCUGUUUCUGCUGCUGCUGUUUCUGCUGUGGGAAGUGCAAAGCUCCCGAGGACCAACCCGACGGUUUCUACAUGAACCCGGAGGAUUUGGAGGCGGAGCUAAGAGAGCAGGAAGCAGCACACGAUCGUGUAAUAGUUAUUCCGCCCAGCUCCACUCAGACCUCAGGUGAGAACGCUCCCAUCGUGCUCCAGCCUCAGGGCGCCAACGGCACCUCGAGCCCCGGAGAGACGCGCGCGGCUCUGUCGCACGACGAGUGAACGGACGGAGCCACGGAGGAGUGAGUCUGUGAGAAAGCAGCGCUUUGAAUAUUUGGACUCGGCGUGAAAGUGAGGUCCCAACCAGCAGCAUUCCUCAUGAAGUCAUCAGCUGGUGUCAUCGGUGUUGGUUUCCCUCACAAACUGAAGCACAGGAAACAUUUUCCAACCAGAGGCCUUUUUGUUUACAUGAAUCAAGCUUCAAAUUGGUAUUGCCAUAAGUUUUUUUUUUUUUUUAAUGGUAGUUUCCCUUAAUAAACACGUGUAAAUAUAAACAUAUAUAUAUAUAUUUUGGAACGAUGAUGAAUUUUGUGACGCAUCUGUACUUUUUGCAGCAGCAAUGACAAAGCCAAUGCAGAUCAAAGCCACUGAUCUCUUGGAAAACCAUUUUUUUUUUUUUUUUUUUUUCUUUUUCUCGUGCACUUUAAACCCACAGGUUAGUGUUAAAAGUUGCCAUAAUGGUCUGAGAACGUCUCUGCUCAGGAUUCCUACAUGUUGAAUGUUGUCUUCGUUAAUAUUUAAGAGGCUAAUCCAGGUUUUCCAGACCGUUUGAGGCCAGCCUCGCGUCUUCCUGUACGUAGCAACAGACUGUGGAGUAAGAAUAAACCACUUUAAUGCUCCGGGUGGACACAUCGGGUGUCAGGUGAUGCUGGUGUAUCUGUAUUUUAGACGAACGUCUCUGGAUCAUCUUCAUGCUAGAGUUGGAUUACCUUGACUUUCUCCUCUGCAUGCAUUCGGUUAAGAGAUGUUCGCCGCCCUGAUGAUUCCAUGUCAUUGAGCAACGCUUUACUCAUAAAGCCAAAACUGCUGCAGCUAAUUGUUAUAUUUAGCCGGCUAUAAAAGGCGUUUCCCUAUUAGGCACGGGGACGGCAUGUCGACCUUUGAGCAAAAACGUAGAAUAAACUCGUUAAAUUCAGCGGCCGGCUCCAAGGAAGCACGCUUACCGUGCAGAAAAUCAUCCCUUUUGUUCAUUGGGCUCUUUUCAGCGAAACACAAGAUGUUAGUGGCCCAGUUAGCCACACUGUCUGCUCGAGCUGCCAACGUGCGAUCACACCUGCAGCUCAUAGCUUCCUUUUCUCUCUCCACGCCAUGUCUUGUUUUUCAGGACCAGAAACAUUUUCUAAACCGCCAGAUUGGUCUUUUUUUUUUAUUAUGUAAGCAGAUAAAAGUGCAGGAGCUUUCUUUCAGCCUCCUGACCGGCAGUGAGCGGCACCAGGUGGCUACGUGUCGCUUUUCUGCUUCACACAACAUUAAGAGUGCUGUCACUUCCUCUGGACAUUUUGAAACAAACCUUUUGAUUAGCUGGAUAGCAGGAACCGCUCUGCGCCUUGUCAGUAUUUAGCAGCAGCACAGUAGUUUGUGUGCAGAGCUGUGGGUUUGAACGUGGGACGCAGCAUUUGGCUUGUUGUUGGGGCCUCAGGGAGACACUUCCAGAAUCCGCCCACAGGGGGAGUCAGAGGCCCGCUUUCCUUUUUAGUAUUUAUGAUUGUAUGUUGGGGAAAUGGCUGCUUCUGCUUCCCUUGUUGUACAAAAGUAAUCUGCAAAGUUUCUAAUUGGACACUUGAAUAAGAUGCAAAGAACCAUGUGACCAAAAGCCGGAGCUUCCACAGCAGGGAAGUGUGAGCAAUCCGUGUCCAGACUCAAUCAGGUAGAUAUUUUAUUGCCUUUCUCACAAAAACUGAAUCUUGCCUGCAAUAAGAUCGCUGAGCACUGUUUGAUGUUUUAAGAUGUAUUUUUUUGGUUGACCCAUAAAUCGUCUCUAUCUUGAACCUGGUGAUGGGAUCAAUCAGACAUUUUUAUAUUCUUUGUGGUGAAUGGUAAGUUAUUUUUUGUGAAUUCAGGGCUGUGUUUUUGAUCAGAGGUUUUAUGACUGUAAGAAAGAUGAUGUUAAAUUAUAUUUCUGACUGGGCUUAUAUUGUGUUUUUAUAUUUAUGAUCGUUUCUGCCUCGUUUAGACAUAUUUGGAUUUACCUGUGGUCUGUACUGUUUUUCAUCUACUGUCUGAAUGAAAUUCUAGUUUUGUAUAAAUUUUUUUUUUUCUUCCCUCAACCUUUGCAAAUAUUGGCUAUUUUCAUUUUUUUUUUAAGUGUUUCUGUCAAAUUAAAGCAACAUAAAUGUCUGAUGAAAUAAAUUUUGGGCUAUCCUGGAAA